Molecule: messenger RNA, 3669 nt
Organism: Fukomys damarensis (Damara mole-rat)
Lineage: Eukaryota; Metazoa; Chordata; Mammalia; Rodentia; Bathyergidae
Gene: Dele1
Product: DAP3 binding cell death enhancer 1
Exons: 13
Coding region: 146-1738 (530 amino acids)
Molecular function (GO): protein binding
Source: RefSeq, a predicted model, not a curated record
GUCCUUCCGGCGGGGCUUCUUCCUCAUUGGCUGGCCGAGGACUUGCGUGAGGGCUCGGCCGCGCAGCACUCCCGCGGCCGAUCCAGCCGCCGGCCCAAGCCCUGGCCUCGUCUUUUUGGCUCGGGCUCUCUAUGGUGCUGGCGACAUGUGGCGCCUGUCGGGACUCCUGGGCCGAGCUCUUCCCCGGCUGCUGGGACCUGACUUCCGGGUGGUGACCCCCAAGCCCACCAGCCCAGAUGGGCCUCAGACAACCUCCUCCUCCUUGCUGGUCUCUGUGCCCGGCACUGACAGGUCAGGUCCUCAUGGCCCAAGUACAAGCAGGGGCCCAAAGUCCCACGGGUGGAAGGAUGCCUUCCAGUGGAUGUCUGCUCGUGUCUCCCCACACACCUUAUGGGAUGCCGUCUCAUGGGGUACGCUGGCCGUGCUGGCCCUGCAGGUGGCAAGACAGAUCCACUUCCAGGCGUUGCUGCCCACGGGGCCUCGGCAAGCAGAACGCUGCUCUUGGCGCAGUCCCCUGGACCGUUUCCUUUCGUCUCCCUGGUGGCACCCACAUUCCUCACUGCGGGAGUUUGUUCUCCCAGGCCCUGAAGGCCCAGCCCCCAGGCACAACCUCAGGCAACCCAGGCUGGGCCAGGAAGUUCCCUCAGCUCAGCCCAGGAGCUUCUCACACAGCUCCUUGAGAACAGCUAGUCCACAGGAGCCCCCUGACGAAGGUGCCAGUAAUUUUGAAUUUCUGGAUGCCAGCAGUAGCUUUGAGUCCAGAGCAAAGCCGGUCCAGCCUCAGCACCCUGGUGAAAAGAAGGAGCAAGAUAAGUCAGAAACUCUUUCCCUUGAGGAGGCCGUGACUUCCAUUCAGCAGCUCUUCCAGCUCAGUGUUUCCAUUGCUUUCAACUUCCUAGGUACCUGGGGGACCCUGCCUGAAGGCAAGGGGAUGAGAAAGGAGCAGAGGAUGUGGGGGACAGAGACCAUGAGGAAUGGGGACUGUGUGGCAGCUUUUUCUUACUUCCAGAAAGGUGCAGACCGUGGCUACAGUAAGGCACAAUACAACCUGGGCUUGUGUCACGAGCAUGGCAGAGGCACCCACAGGAACCUCAGCAAGGCAAUCUUUUAUUACCAGUUGGCUGCCAGCCAGGGCCACAGCCUCGCUCAGUACCGCUAUGCCAGGUGUCUGCUGCAAGCCCCAGUCUCCUUGGGGGACCCCGAGCAACAGAGAGCAGUGUCCACGCUGAAGCAGGCCGCAGACUCGGGCUUGAGAGAGGCCCAAGCCUUCCUCGGGGUGCUUUUCACCAAGGAGCCACACCUGGAUGAGCAGAGAGCAGUGAAGUAUCUUUGGCUUGCAGCCAGCAAUGGGGACUCACAGAGCAGAUACCAUUUGGGAAUUUGCUAUGAGAAGGGCCUUGGUGUACAGAGGAAUCUGGGAGAGGCCAUGAGGUGUUACCAGCAGGCAGCAGCUCUGGGAAAUGAGCCUGCCCAGGAGAGGCUGCGGACCCUCUUUUCCACUGGGGCAGCAGCCCCCAGGCCCAGCCACCUGGCAGCUACAGGAUUGAAAUCUUUCUCCAGCCCCUCCCUCUGUAGCCUGAACUCCCUGUUGGCUGGCACCUCAGGCCUCCCUCAUGCAUCAAGCACUGGGAACCUCGGCCUCCUCUGCAGAAGCCGGCAUCUCGGGGUUAGCCUGGGAGCCCCCAGCAGCGCUAUACCCACCUUGGAAAGAAGUCUUGUAAGACUGGGUUUUGGCUGAGACCUCGCCUCAGCCCUAAUGAUGAGCCUUUGGGUUCUCAGCAUAUCACAACUUGAAUCCCAAAGAAGCCAGUUAUCCACCCGCUGUGCCAAAAAUAUUUAGUACCUCCCCACCACCAUAAAGAGGAGGGGGUUUCUGCAGAUCUGGUUCUGGUCCCACCGCUUGCCUGGCCACAUCACCUUGCAGCAGUGACCUGAUUCACUAACAGCAUUCCUCAGUUGUAGACCAAGGGCGGUGGUGUAUGUCCUCCUUUACAAGACUGACACUGGGCAUUUCAUGGCAGAAAGGACCUCUGUGCUUGCUUAGGCCCCUGGAAGCAGAGUGAUGUCGGAGAUCUUGUGGCUUCAUGAGACUCCAGGCCAUCAUGAGGACCUAGGACUCCUGCCUCCUGGCCCAGGCUUCUGUUCGACAGCUCCCACUGUCAUUUUAUGUGAAAGCAUCAAUAUUCUGCCGAUAUGAGGGAGGAAAUGGAGUUUGGGCACCUGGAGUCUUGGAGCCGGUGAGUGUAGAUUGUGAGUCCUCAUUUGGGAAAGGUGAGCCAGACAUCCACGGGCAUUUAAUAAAACAGAUAGUGGAUUAUCUCGCCACUCUUGCCCUUGAGUGUGUUGAUGAGAGCCAGGCAGGCGAGCAGGGGGAGCUGAACGGCAAGGCUCCAUCCUCAUCUCUACACUCUCCAUUGACCAAUUUAAAGGGUCUUAAAAGCUUCUCCAGGAGAGAGACUUCGGAAAAAAAUGAUUUCUGAGUCAGUGCUAAUGACUCCAAUUACUGAAUUUGUGAAUAGCUGUUCCCUGGCUUCUGGAUGUUAGCCCAAGUUCAAUAGCGUAGCUGUGGUUGAGGGGAGAGGAGGGAGCGACAGAGGACCAGCCCCUUGGUGACUGAGUGGAAGCAGCAGCCAGCUUGGCCAGUACAGAGUGGGAGGACUUGGGAGGUUGUUGUCCCCUUCCCUCUGCCCCCAGCUCUGCCUGUCCCAGUGCUGUAAGAGGUGCUUUCUACACUCUCCUAGCACCUUCCUCACACUGGGGCCCAGGGCCUCCCUGCCUUCUUCCCAGGGCUGCCCUGCACACUGUCCUCGCCCUCGCCAUGCUCUCAUGCAGCCACCAGUGGUGCUCUUUGUACCAGGACCCCGUCUUACUCCAGGAUGUCGGCACCUAGUGCAGUGUCCUGUGCACUGCAGGGGCUUGGUGCUGUUUUACGCCACGCAGUGCACUAAUCUCUCAGCCAAAGAAAAAAAUGUUUUCUGUGGUCAGAUAAGUUUGGGAAACACCGUACUAGACAUCCUCCUUUUAUAGAUUCACAGUGCAUGUCAACAUUUUCCAGACUCCAAGAAGUUCUGCAGUAAGAACAUGAUUAACCCAGCGUGUUCCUCACUGGUCUGAGACAGAGUCUGUCUUCCUGGGCACACUCAGAAACAUCCACUUCCUGUCUAGGUGGUGCCACACUUAGCAGUCGCCUCACCGCCUGGGCAUUGUGGGCUCUGAUUCCUGCUUCCACACACACUCCAGACCCUGGACCAGAGUCCUGUGCUGAUGGCCCUGUGCAAUUCCUUCCUGCUUAGCCGCGGCUGGAUUGAACAUGGCCUCAUUCUGGGGAGCCUCAGGUAGAACGGAAUAUUUCUAAGCAAUCCAGGCUAAGGAAGAAGAGCCUCUCCCUGUGGAGAGCGAAGGGUGGAAGUUGAAAAGAUGUUCUCAGGGCCAGAACCCCAUGGCUGUACAGUCAUUGUGGUCUUGAUUCAGCCGCAGGGAACUGGCUUGUGGGCAGACCAGGGCACUGCUGUGCUUCUGCCAUUAAAAUUCUUUUAUUAAUAUCUUGUCAUCAGUGCCCUGAGGGGAGAUGUGGGAGGAGGACAGGAGGUGGCCCUACAUCAGGCUAGCCUAACUCAGGAUUCUGGUGGACCUAAGGAACAAGGCCUGGGCCUUUAUCCCUGCGACCUU